Ilyonectria robusta is the source of this 485-nucleotide messenger RNA. RefSeq lists its product as uncharacterized. Bases 123 to 485 code for a protein of 120 amino acids. NCBI's taxonomy places the organism in Eukaryota, Fungi, Ascomycota, Sordariomycetes, Hypocreales, Nectriaceae. The record is from RefSeq and is a predicted model, not a curated record. The transcript has a single exon.
GCGCCUCCAAGUUGCAAUUCUUUUCCUAUUAAGCCUAAAUCUCGACUACCAUCUCAUUAGUUGCUUUUCUUCCUACUAACUGACUUUCGAAUCCAUUGCUGCACCACGGAACUCAGUACGUAAUGGCUACCUCUGACGAGGCUGUGAAGGAGAAGGUGCAAUUCUACUGCAGUAUGAAAUUGCUAACUCUCUAUGAAGGAACUGUUCGAGGGGAAGGUGGAAAAGGGAGCUUCCUCUACUAUGAAGAGAACCUUGCGAAGAUGUUGCUGACCGAAAAAGUCGGCCAACAACCGACUCUCUAUCCUUCCCGCCUGGAUUGGUCCUAUUGGGACGAGGAAAAGACUGAAUGCCCUGUUCUAGGGGAUGAGGAAUUGAUUAAAGCUUGGGCUAAGACUAUUAGACUGCACCCCGACUUCAGCGAGACUGACUUUGGGACUUGGGAAGGUUACUGUGGCGAUCUCUGGGGCCUCCAGUAUAAGCUUUAG